This is a messenger RNA of Aedes albopictus (Asian tiger mosquito), 666 nucleotides long. Its product is annotated as ejaculatory bulb-specific protein 3-like. NCBI's taxonomy places the organism in Eukaryota, Metazoa, Arthropoda, Insecta, Diptera, Culicidae. The transcript is spliced from 2 exons. Bases 170 to 556 code for a protein of 128 amino acids. The record is from RefSeq and is a predicted model, not a curated record.
GAAGAACAACUGGCGAGGCGAUAGAAAAAAAAAACGCUUCCCGCGGGAUGCGGUGCAGAGCAAACCUGCCGACGGGCACGGCACUAUAUAUAGCCACUGAAUGUUUUGAUAGGAGCAUAGUUCAAAUCAGCACUUCUUCAAGGAAUAAGCUCCAAACAAACAUUCAAAAAUGAAACUUUUCAUCGUUGCUCUGGCCCUGUUUGCCGUGGCUGCCGCCCGGCCCCAGGAGGACAAGUACACCACCAAGUACGACAGCAUCGACACCGAUGAGAUCCUGAAGUCGGAUCGUCUCUUCAAGAACUACUACAACUGCCUGUUGGAUACGGGAGCUUGCACCCCGGAAGGCAACGAACUGAAGCGUGUCCUGCCCGAUGCCCUGGAGAACAACUGCUCCAAGUGUAGUGAGAAUCAGAAGACGUCCAGCACCAAGAUCAUCAAAUUCCUGACCGAGAACAAGCCGGAGGAGUGGGUCGCUCUGAAGGCCAAGUACGAUCCGGAUAACAAGUACGUUCAGAAGUACGUGACUGAUGCCGAUAAGGAUGGAAUCAAGCUGUAAAUUGACGAUAUGGCUCUUACUUGGAACUGAAUUUUUGGAUUGCGUUUGAUUGACAAAGUGUUUCUGGGAUGAUUUGAGUAUUACCAAUAAAUUCAAGAUGUUUGUACAAA